Molecule: messenger RNA, 2621 nt
Organism: Polyodon spathula (Mississippi paddlefish)
Lineage: Eukaryota; Metazoa; Chordata; Actinopteri; Acipenseriformes; Polyodontidae
Product: cotranscriptional regulator FAM172A-like
Exons: 11
Coding region: 118-1365 (415 amino acids)
Biological process (GO): regulatory ncRNA-mediated heterochromatin formation
Cellular component (GO): nucleus
Molecular function (GO): siRNA binding
Source: RefSeq, a predicted model, not a curated record
CGCAUGUCCUGUCAGAUUUGUUACAUUUUUGAGGAAGCUGUGGCAGCAAGAUGUUUGUGUGUUCUACUCUCUAGUUACCGUGGUUAGCCUGUGAUAAUUAGCAAGAGAGAAAGAUCCAUGCUUGUUAAUCACCAGCACUCUAUUUUAUUCAUUGUGUGGAUUGAGAUGGCACAGCUAGGAGGGCAAGAAGAACAGGAGAAAACCACAGCACUUAAAGAUUUGUUGUCUAGGAUAGACCUGGAUGAACUGAUGAAGAAAGAUGAACCCCCUUUUAACUUCCCUAAUAACCUAGAGGAAUUUGAGUAUGCGUUCAAUGAAAAGGGACAGUUGAGGCAUAUAAAAACUGGAGAGCCUUUUGUUUUCAAUUAUCGGGAGGACUUGCACAGAUGGAACCAAAAGCGUUAUGAAGCACUCGGAGAGAUCAUCACCAAGCAUGUCUAUGAAUUGCUGGAGAAAGAAUGCAACAUGAAAAAAGAAAUUCUCCCAGUGGAUGCUACAGAUGAUGAACCAAAAAGCUUCAUCUAUCUGACUGAAGAUGCCUUGAGCAACCCGGACAAGCUGCUGGUUCUGAUUCACGGCAGUGGAGUGGUCAGGGCUGGGCAGUGGGCUCGACGGCUGAUCAUCAAUGAGGACCUGGACAGCGGAACCCAGAUCCCCUUCAUCAAGAGGGCAAUGGAGGAGGGUUAUGGAGUGAUCGUGCUGAACCCCAACGAGAAUUACAUUGAGGUGGAAAAAACAAAGAAGCAGACCGAGCCCUCCGCGGACAGCUCCGACGAACCUGCAGAAAAGAGGGAGCGCAAGGAUGAGAAGGAAACGAAGAAACACCGCGACUUCUAUGAGAAAUACAGGAACCCCCGACAGGAAAGAGAGACUGAACAGAUUCCCAUCCGGGAAAACAGUUCCCCCGAAGAACAUGCCGUCUAUGUGUGGGACAACUUUAUAUUCAAAUCAUCAGCGAAGAAUAUAUUUUUUGUUGCUCACAGUUAUGGUGGUCUUUCGUUCGUAGAACUGAUGAUUCAGCGAGAGGCUGAAGUGAAGAGCAAGGUGUGUGCUGUAGCUCUCACAGAUUCCGUCCAUAACGUCUGGCAUCAAGAAGCUGGCAAAUCAAUCUUAGAGUGGAUGCAAGAGCAUUGCUGUAACUGGGUGUCAAGUGCGGAGCCAUUGGAUACAGCAGUGGAGACCAUGCUACCAGACUGCACGCGUGUCUCUGCAGGUACAGAGCGGCACGAGUUAACGUCAUGGAAGAGUUUCCAUUCUAUUUUCAAGUACUUUACUGAGGCUUUCGAAGCUCAGAACUGUGAAGCCAAACCCACGACGACAGUAACCACAAGGAGCUCCAACAGAAUAAAGCAUGAAGAGUUUUAAAAGGGAAAAGAAAUCUCUCUCCUGUUGCCUUGUUUUGUGUGAGCAAGCCCCCAGCCCCUCAUUAGAUUGUUUUUCUCUCUAGAGCACAAGGUCGUGGUGUAUACAUCUAAAUAGCGUUUUGCAUUAUUUUUAGAUGACUGCAACUGUCAAAGCAAUAUGGGUUCACUGGUUGUGCUUCCUGUGGGCUGUAGCUUGCAUUUUGUGCUGCCCAUCAGUGUGCAGAUUAAGGUUGACAGCAGCACUGCACUAUGCAGUAUGGUGCACCUCUAAUUGCCCUGACAUAGCCCUGCACUAAGCUAAUGCCAGCUUCACACUUCCCUCCUGGUCUAUUUGCUUCUUGGCUUUUUCCUAUUGCUCUAAGAUAUAUUUGAUUUUAUUUUUGUUUCUACCAAUAAUCAAACGGUGAUUUUAUCUUCUAUUUGAAAUGUUAUACUUUUUAAAUCCUCUUUUUUUUGUUUCAUCAUUUCUGUCCAAUGCUGUUUGUAAAGCCAUAAGUACAGUAACUGGAUUGCUGUGUGUAAUAAUGCAUUUUUGUUGCAUACAAGGGUUUUUAAAAGCUGUGUUCUGUGUUAAUUGUAUGUGUUUUUUAAAUACAUUUUAUCUUCACAGUUGGUAAAAUAUUUUAAAAGAAAACUGACAUUGGCAACUUUAUAUAAUAGAAGGCAGUAAAAAUAUAUAAUAAUGCAAAUACCCCAGACAUACUAUUACAGUUAUUAGCUUUCUUUCGCAUCAUUGCUCACAAAGUAAAAGUUGGUUAUCAGUAUAUAAUGUAUUUAUUGCAUUUGUCUUCCGCAUUACGAAGCAUCUCAUCGACUUUGAAGGAUGUAUCGCAUUUAACAAAAAAGAAAUGCCCUAAUAUUGCAAUCAUUUCUGUAAUUGAGGAGAUCCAUACAGAGUAAGCCAUCGCUGUGUAGAAAGUGAACUAGAGAACGCCAGGCCUGAUCAUUGCAUGGUCAGUUUCAUGGGUCUAGCAGCCUACUGAAGAGUGCUUUACAAGUUAAGCCUGUGUGGAAUGUUGUUGUGUUAUAAACACAAGUUUAGAGCAAUUAACAGCAACAAGGUAAUCCUCUCCCCGUGUACAGCUUGGCCAAGGGUUUGCAUCAUUCUAUAGAAUAAACUCAUUGCGCUUCAUAAAUUCAUGAAUUACAUACCCCAUUGUUCUUUUCCAUAUACUAAUAAAAUUGAAAUGUGACAUUUUGAAAUCUAACAGGAAAUACUGUACUACUAUUAUGACUUCCGGUAGACUUGUGUGAUAU